This is a messenger RNA of Symbiodinium pilosum, 774 nucleotides long. The record is from the annotation of a GenBank genome assembly. Lineage: Eukaryota; Dinophyceae; Suessiales; Symbiodiniaceae.
AUGCUGCUUGUUGAAGAGCUUUGCAGGUCACGCCGCUUCGUCGAGGAAUUAGAGUUUGUCCUUUGCCUGGCCAGUCCCAGCUACGUGAUGUGGCUGGCUUCGCAGGGCUUUCUGGGUGAUUCCGGCUUCGCGCGCUUCCUCGAGUACCUGCGUUACUGGAGGCGACCGCAGUAUGUGCGCUACAUCACAUACCCGGCAUCCCUGGCCAUGCUGGAUCUACUGUGCGAUCCCGCAGCGCGUGGCCGACUCCAGCGCACAGACGCUGAGAGCUUCUUGAGCAGCAACCUGCUGCACGCAUGGGGCAAAGUCAAAGAGGUUCGCGUGGGGCCACCUGCGCCAGAUCUUGCCAGCGCAGAAGCAGAUGCGGUGCCGAUCGGCGAGCCUGUCGAGCCAGCACCCAAAAGCCCCACGGCUGAUUCUUCUAUCACCGAAGGCAUCUUCUCCAAUGCAGGUAGCACAGGAGGUCCUGCCAAAGCAGAUGCCAAGGCGUGGUUGAGGAAGACCUUAGAGAGGCGAGCAGAAACGAGGGCGCGGCCGAGGCCGAGGACCAUCAGCGAAGAAGCCGAAGCCGUUGCCAGGCCACUGCUUCUGCAGUUCACUGGCUCCGUCGAGAAGAUGGAGCACACAGUGAAGAAGCGCAAACAGACCUGGCAGGACCCACCGGAUGGCUUCAAAGGCGAUCUCGUGGAGGUGAGCUUGCGAAAUCGCCCUCAGAUUGACAAGCAGACGGCAGAGGUCCCGUGCCUGAGCGGCGCCAAGCCUCGGACAGCUUGA